UCGUGAUUGUUGACUUUUCGACAACCAGCUUUCGCCAUGGAGCGCAGAGAUUCGACGGCGUCGCAAAGCACGCUUUUCUCUCUGCAACAACUAGAUCCCUCACCUUUCGACUCACCAGAUUCAGAAUACGAUAAACAACUCCCAAACCUGCCACGCCAAAGCUCCAAUCCGCUGGGACUAAGUGGCAGCGGCCACGGCGCUGCAUACUACCGUAAGCCACCUGAAUAACUCAACUUACUAGAGUACACCCUAAAUACUAACAAAACACCAGUGACUCGUCUUCAAAAAUACUCCUCUUACGUCUUUACAAUCUACACCUCCUUCCAUAUAACAAACACCUCUCUAAUACCCCUCCUCACCCGCUCUAUUCCCGAAUCAGAAAAAUACCUCCUCCUGACAAGACCCUACUACCAAUCCUUCCCCUUCGAACCCCUCCUCAUCACCCUCCCCAUCGCAACACACAUCCUCUCCGGCCUCGCCCUCCGCAUCCACAGACGCAACGCGAAUCUCGUCCGCUACGGCGCCGUCCACCUCCCCAUCUCCACACGCCUCGAACGCCGCCUCAAGGUCUGGCCCGAGGUCUCCUGGACCUCCUUCUCGGGGUAUAUACUAGCACCACUAUUUAUCGGGCAUGCGUUCAUCAACAGAUUACUGCCGUGGGUAUACGAGGGCGGUUCGUCGAGUGUAGGAUUGGGCUUUGUGGCACAUGGGUUUGCGAAGCAUCCUGCUGUUGCGUGGACAGGGUAUGUUUCUUUGAUUGGGAUUGCGUCUGCGCAUUUUGUUUGGGGAGCGGCGAAGUGGAAUGGGUGGGUGGUGCAUGGGACGACGAAGAAGGCUAGGAGGAGGUGGUGGGGGUUGCAUGGGGCGAGUGUGGCGGUGGCGGUGGUUUGGAUGGCGGGGGGAUUGGGAGUGGUUGCGAGUGGGGGGAUGGCGGAGGGGUGGAUUGGGAAGAGUUAUGAUGUGCUUUAUUCGAAGAUUCCCCUGGUUGGGUUCUAG
Molecule: messenger RNA, 996 nt
Organism: Hymenoscyphus albidus
Lineage: Eukaryota; Fungi; Ascomycota; Leotiomycetes; Helotiales; Helotiaceae
Source: the annotation of a GenBank genome assembly